Molecule: messenger RNA, 1905 nt
Organism: Pedinophyceae sp. YPF-701
Lineage: Eukaryota; Viridiplantae; Chlorophyta; Pedinophyceae
Source: the annotation of a GenBank genome assembly
AUGGCGUCUCGAGCCCUAGUUGAAGAUGCAGCGCGCAUCAUCAAAGGCCUGUCGAUGGUCAUGUUCGAGGCCGCACGGAACGCUGGUCCAGCUCGCAGCUUGCGAGCGCGCGAGCGCCUGGCCAAGGCCGAGGCGGUGCAGACCUUUGAGAGGGAGAUUUUCGCAGUACGUCAGGGCUCGAGAAACCACCAGGAGGCAGCCGCUCCGGGUCUUCGUGCCGACGCUGGGGCGCAGGAGCAGCCUGGCCAGGAAAUCAGGGAAGCGGCUGCGGCAGUCAACCGCAGCGUUACCCGGGAGACUCAAGCAAGCACAACGAUGAACGCUUCACAGGAGAUCGACGAGGGCGUCAAACAUGCUACGUCCGGCGCUCAAGGUGUUCGUGAGCCCGCCCCAAGGAAGGAGGAUGCCUACCAGCACGAAUCAGGGCCGCGAGGGGACAUGUCCGGCACGAGGGUGUUGCGGGAAGCUGCAGUCCCCUCGAGUCCAGUCAGGCGAGCCGCCGGUUUCGUCGGCCUGGCCGCAAACUUGGCUUGGGGCACGGUGUCGGAGGCAGUGGGGAGAACGUGGGAGGGCGGCCGCGACGGGCGAGGUUCAGGAGGUGACGUCGGUAAUUCCGGGCAGGACCGUUCUGGAUCGUUGUUCCUGAAUCAGAGGAAUGCCUCGGUCAUCGCAGAAGAGUUGUGCAGAAUGCGGGGGGCUGCCCUCAAGUUGGGGCAGAUGAUCUCCAUCCAGGACGAGACUAUGGUGCCUCCCGUCAUCACCGAAGCGCUGGAGCGUGUCAGGCAAGGCGCAGACGUCAUGCCGAAGAAUCAGCUCGAGGGCGUCCUCGUGGAGGAGCUGGGCGAUAACUGGCGCUCGAAUUUCCGCGAGUUCGAGCUCACGCCAAUCGCGGCAGCGUCGAUCGGACAGGUGCACAGAGCCGUGCUUCACGAUGGGACUGUGGUUGCGAUGAAGAUCCAGUACCCAGGUGUGGCCAGGAGUAUUCAGUCCGACAUCUCAAAUGUACUCCGGCUGCUGAAGCUCGCGAACGUGUUCCCGCGUGGCCUCUACAUCGACCAAGCGGUCGCAGUUGCGCGAAAGGAGCUGGCUAUGGAGUGCGACUAUGAGUACGAGGCGGCGUCCCAAAAGCGGUUCCGGGCUCUGAUUGAGGAGGAUCCGGAUCUUCGCGGCCGGUUCCACGUUCCACGCGUCAUCGACGGGCUCUGCACGAAGCGCAUCCUGACUUCGAAGCUCGUUCCCGGCGUUUCCAUCGACAAGGUCGCGACGAUGUCUCAGGAAACGCGCGACAGCGUCGGGGAGAGGCUGUUGCUGCUGACCCUCAAGGAGCUCUUCGAGUGGAAGUUCAUGCAGACGGACCCAAACUGGGGCAACUUUUUGUAUGACGAGGAGGCUGAUGUCCUGCAUCUCAUCGACUUUGGUGCUGCUCGCGACUACGGCUCCGAGUUCGUGUCGCACUACCUCGAGAUGGUCAAGGCAUGUGCCGAGCAGGAUCGGUCCGAGGUGCUGUAUAGAUCGCUGCAGCUGGGGUUCCUGAGCGGCGAGGAGACGCGAACAAUGCUGGAUGCACACACACAGGCCGGCUUCGUGGUCGGGGAGCCCUUCGGAUGCGAGGGGCUGUACGACUUCGGCGGGAACACUUCGCUGACCAAGAGGGUCUCGCAGCUAGGCGCAGUCAUGCUCAAGUACCGACAAACGCCUCCGCCCGAGGAAGCGUACUCGCUGCACCGGAAGCUCUCCGGCGCUUUCCUGGGGUGCAUGAAGCUGAAGGCUCGCGUGCCCUGCAGGUCGCUGUUCAUGGAGACGUACAAGCGCUACCCCACAGGCCUCCAGUCUUGGUCGAACUCGACCAAGAGCAUCGAGGAGGAGUACUUCCCAGUUGCAGCGGGCGCCGAGUCGAACGUGUGA